AUGGUCCACUUGCUUGGUUUCCAGCUGGGCAACCAGUGGCCACCUUGCUCUGGCAACGAUAAUCGGUUGCUCUCGCUGUUCAACCUGCUCUGUAAUACAACCCAAACGACGACGAUCACAACGCGAGACGCUUGUUACGGUUGCUUCUUUCGCGCAGGAGCGCUCGUGCCAGGUCCGGCCCAGCUGACCGCCAUCAGUCAAUGCGCAUCGUUGUAUCUUAUAAACACCAGUUUUUCGGUUUGUGCGACAAAUUUGGCAGCAAUUGUAACCGGAUUUCGUCCCAUCAACGUUGUAUCGACGGGAAGCACUGCUUUGGAUUGCUAUACAGGCCAUUGCGAGUUCGUUCAGUGUGUGCGAAGGAUUAAUGGGAACAUGUUGAUCAAUCAAUGUCUACUGGAGACCCUCGUAAACCGUGAUCUCAACGUGGAAGCUCAGCGAAUCGGAUUCUACGUUAACGCUACGUCCUGCAUUCUGGCGAGGGCUCGUUGCAACACGUACAAUCCGAUAACGGGACAGCUGCAGCAACCGCUGAAUACUCCCACUGGCACAACUGGCAGGACUGGGCCUAAUUCGCUGCAAAUAUCGCCAACUGGGGACCUUCGGGUAAUAAUGUUCCCAUUGAAAGUAACCGUCGGAGACGCUUUCUGCUCUUCAAGAACGUUUCUCGAUCAAUCUUCAUUUGGAAAUGCGAUAUGUUGA
Messenger RNA from Anopheles coustani, 699 nucleotides. RefSeq lists its product as uncharacterized. The transcript is spliced from 2 exons. NCBI's taxonomy places the organism in Eukaryota, Metazoa, Arthropoda, Insecta, Diptera, Culicidae. The record is from RefSeq and is a predicted model, not a curated record. The coding region runs from base 1 to 699 and encodes 232 amino acids.